Argentina anserina (silverweed cinquefoil) is the source of this 740-nucleotide messenger RNA. RefSeq lists its product as uncharacterized. Lineage: Eukaryota; Viridiplantae; Streptophyta; Magnoliopsida; Rosales; Rosaceae. The record is from RefSeq and is a predicted model, not a curated record. Bases 58 to 429 code for a protein of 123 amino acids. The transcript has a single exon.
AGACAUUCAUCAUAACCCAACAUUCAAAUUUUCAACGAGCUAGCUUGAUUCUUCAGUAUGGCCAGAUACUACAACGACGGCUACUAUUCUUACUGGGAUUACUUCUCCAUCCCUCUCCAUCUUUGCUUCUUCAUCUCCAUCCUCUUCUUCAUCUUGGGCUUCACCUGGUACAUAAACUACGAGUCCAUGUUCGAGGACAUGAUGGCUCAGGUCAAGCUCUUCCUCAUGAUCGUCCCCCUUAUUCUCCUACUCGUCGUCCACUUCUUGUCAGGUGGCAUGUCGUUUCUAGUGCCGUUGCCGGAGCAGGACUCUCUGCACAGAGCCGGAGGAUCUCCUUGGGGCGUUGGAUUAGUGCUUGUGUUCCUUUUGUUCAUGAUUUCUUACCAGUCUUCUUUCCAUGAACGUUGGUUUCCCUUAUACAGUAAGUAGACUGAGGUGAAUAGGAUCGAAUUGCGGUGUUUGUGUAAUAUUAUUCUCACUUAUAGCUCUUUAUGAAACUAUGAAUAGGCCAAAUGGGUAAUCUUUAUGUAACGGGAAUUUCUGUAAUAGUGAUUAAGAGAGUAGGCUUUUCUCUGUUCUUUUAGGCAUACAAGACUAGUUACUUAACUACAGAGCCGCUUCUGUUUCGGGAUUCUUAAUUUCUAUAUAUAUGAUCGAUAUAUGUACGUUUUAACAGCGUACUUCUGUUUAUGCAUGUGUAUCAGUGUAUGUUUCUGUAAAUACAAAUCGAUGUAUAUAUG